CUCCACCAUUAAGCAUCAGUCGAGCCACCUCCAGACACAAUUCUGAGGCGUUUACCACGUUCAUUCAUGCAACGCGCAUUCAGCCCUGUGCGAGAGCCAAGACGUUCCAUUCGGUUCCCACCAAGCUCUGAGGGGUUAGGGGACGCCCCCACGCGACACAAACCCAUUUACCUGCAGGUCGCCAUCGACAAUUUACCGACAAGUUUGCCGGGCUGUUGGUUCACGUUAACGGACGAACUGAUUCGAGCCAAGAACUCAAAAUCGGCCCUUUAGGGCUGAGGCGGGUGUUGCUUUUGGUUAGACCAUCACAGCAGAUCUGCUGACGCGCAAAACGUCAACUAGCACCUCUCUGCGAG
This is a messenger RNA of Ilyonectria robusta, 356 nucleotides long. RefSeq lists its product as uncharacterized. The transcript has a single exon. The coding region runs from base 67 to 273 and encodes 68 amino acids. Lineage: Eukaryota; Fungi; Ascomycota; Sordariomycetes; Hypocreales; Nectriaceae. The record is from RefSeq and is a predicted model, not a curated record.